CACCUACCUUUAGUAAACGAUUUUCAAUCUCUAUCUUGGAGAAAGGAAAAAAAGGUUCAAUUUUUUAAUGCCACACCAACAACCACACUGCGGUAGAUGACAUAACCUGCAUUUCCAUUUCUGUUCACAACUUUAUCUUUUGAUCCGGAUAUUUAUUGCCAGGAUCCAAAAUUCAUAACGAAUUUGAAGACGCCCAGAAAUGUUCCUGAAAUCAAUUGUCUGAUAUACAAAGUCGAAAGUCUUUUUGGUGUUAUCUCAUCUCUUUAUGGAGUCCAAGACUGAAAGGUUAGACGCUCCGCUGCAUGCGAUUGGCUUCGAAAUUGAAGAAUUGUCCCCCCAUAAGGUCACUGGUCGCCUCCUUGUCACCCACAAGUGCGUUCAGCCAUUCAAGGUGUUGCACGGCGGAGUAUCGGCUCUGAUAUCGGAGGCUUUGGCCAGCAUGGGGGCCCACAUGGCAUCCGGAUUUCGAAGGGUAGCUGGGAUUCACCUUAGCAUCAGUCACCUGAAGCGCGCUGAGCUUGGCGACCUUAUCCUCGCCGAAGCUGCUCCUCUCAAUCUUGGCAAAACCAUUCAGGUAUGGGAGGUGCAACUCUGGAAGGUUGAUCCUUCAAACACUGAGAGCAAAUCUUUAGUUUCAUCAUCCAGAGUCACUCUUCUAUGCAAUAUGCCUGUUCCCGAGAAUGCAAAAGGGGCUGCAGACAACCUCAAGAAGUAUGCAAAACUAUGAAACUCUUCUACUGUACUACUACUCUUCGCCAAUGUAAUUAAUCAAACUAAACAAUAUUGUGCAGAUGAUACAUUCCCUAUUUAUGCCCACGGUCCACACAAAAAAAUCUCACCCUUGUCUUGCAAGUGAAUCAUUACAUACCUGGUGUUUGUCUUCCGACGCUUGGAUAAAUUUAAAUUAUAACUUUCAGAUAGAGUA
This is a messenger RNA of Manihot esculenta (cassava), 925 nucleotides long. RefSeq names its product 1,4-dihydroxy-2-naphthoyl-CoA thioesterase 1. Gene Ontology annotation, cellular component: peroxisome. Gene Ontology annotation, molecular function: 1,4-dihydroxy-2-naphthoyl-CoA thioesterase activity. The record is from RefSeq and is a predicted model, not a curated record. The transcript is spliced from 3 exons. Gene Ontology annotation, biological process: phylloquinone biosynthetic process. Lineage: Eukaryota; Viridiplantae; Streptophyta; Magnoliopsida; Malpighiales; Euphorbiaceae. Bases 266 to 727 code for a protein of 153 amino acids.